AUGUCCCAAAGAAUCCGCUCUCGACUGGUCAAUGUUCGGGAGAACGCUGGCCAUUUCAUCUACCCAGAGCCUGCGGAUGAAAUGGAGCUACCCGAGAUGCGUUGCUUCGACCCCAACGAUUGUAGCUGCUUGAAUUUCGAAGGCUCUGAGUAUUUCAAGUGGAACUUUGCUGUUCCCGACAAGGGAGACAGGACUGGCCGAUCGCAGCUUGACCAGCCGCUGGGUGAUCUAGAUGGCGCCGGCUCUGGACAUCUUGUGGCACAGCAUCUACUGUGCCUGUUCAAUCCACAUGUUUCCCACUCGAGCGACGCCUGCAAGCUAAAGCCACAGUGGCAUACUUCUCGACCUGACAACCCUGAAGUCAAACAUGGCCCAGAAGCCUGCCUGUUGGAGCAGGCAACGACAUUGAUCCGCAUGGGUACCAAGCUCUUGACCCAACAGUCGCAUGAUCUUACCGCUGAUGCCGAAGGCUUCGAGGUCUUUUGGUGCCAUCAGAGAAAAUGUCGGAACUAUCACAGACGCGUCCCCGGUCUCUCGAGAAUACUUCGAGAGUUCGAUCAUUACAAUUUCGCACUCUACCUAUAUAGUGGAGCAACAAGAUUCGCCGCCAUGUCGUGCCCUGACAGCUCUCAACCGCCACGAAUGUUUGUGCCCCGGUUAUGGACACCCCCAGAUGAUCCAGAUAAACCGCUAUUCCCGUACAUCACUGGCUUCACCACACAAAUCCACCGCCAUGUGGCCCCGCCACCAUUUGGUGCACCCGAUUACGGCCCUGGGCCCAGACCACAGCUAUCAUUGCAGUACAUGACAAGCGUGCCACAGAGCGAGCUGGUCGUCGACAACCCUCCCCUGAAGACGGCGCCAUCCCAAGCAGAGACCACACAGCUGAUUAUCAACACGCCCAUAUCUGUGGGAAGCGCCGACGGCGCCCAGGUCGUCACAUGCUCUAUCACCCCCGAUGCAGAAACCGCCGGUCAGUCCUUUCAGGCGGUCGCCAAGAUAUACGACCCUCUGUAUUAUAGAUUUUCGGAGUGGAUCGCCCACGAACCCCGUGAUGUUGUCAUCGAGGCCGACAAGGACUACAGCCGCGAGGCCGCCGCGUACGAGUACCUCCAGAAGACGGGACAGACCGGCUCCUUUGCCCCCGCAUACUAUGGCUCAUGGACCUUCGCUCUUCCCAUUACCAGCAGGGGCAAGACCCAGACGAGGCCCAUCCGCCUGGUCUUGAUUGAGUACCUGGGCGGGACCAACAUCCGCGGUAGCCUAUUCCAGAACGGCCCUGAGCGCGCGGGUAAGGACGCCUUCUACUACGCGGAGGAGUACAGGCUCGAGGUCCUGGCGCUGGCUAUGGACGGCUAUGUCAGACAGCUGCACUCCGGGAUUGACCAGCUGGACUUUGCGGGGCGGAACGUCAUGCUCGCGCCAUGGAGCCUCUCGGCCGAGCCCGGCCAAGAUAGUCCCGCCGUCGCGGGCCUGUCCCUGCCGCGCAUUGUGCUUGUCGACUACAACGCGGCCAUAGUGUACACCCAGAGCAAGAGGGGGAGACUGCCUCAUAUGGACUGGCCGCGCCCGUGCAACCCGAUGUGGUACUUCUGGGACGAACCUAUGGACGACUUUGGGGGCUGGGUCCCUCAUGAAUGGCAUCAUAAUCCAAAGUUCAUGCAGGAGUGGCUUCAGAAGAGGUUUGGCACAGAGGAGAAGCGAAAGCUGUACGCUUCUGUUGAAGAAGAGCUGAUCAUCAGAGAUUACGACCUGCCUGAGUGGCAGUGA
This is a messenger RNA of Diaporthe amygdali, 1770 nucleotides long. RefSeq lists its product as uncharacterized. Lineage: Eukaryota; Fungi; Ascomycota; Sordariomycetes; Diaporthales; Diaporthaceae. The coding region runs from base 1 to 1770 and encodes 589 amino acids. The transcript has 2 exons. The record is from RefSeq and is a predicted model, not a curated record.